Ostertagia ostertagi is the source of this 2478-nucleotide messenger RNA. The record is from the annotation of a GenBank genome assembly. Lineage: Eukaryota; Metazoa; Nematoda; Chromadorea; Rhabditida; Trichostrongylidae.
AUGGGACUUGGCUUGCAGGCAUUCCCACAAGGCCGUGUAGUUGACCUGGAAAUUAGUCAAAAGUCAGUAAUUCGACUGAACGCCCAAAAAGCCCAACCAACUCAGGAGGUUAACAACGGCGUCCAGUUUGGCCGUCAUUCCAUGUUAUCGAGUGGUAAGAUGGAUCUCGGCAGGCCAGAUCGAUCCCAUUGUGAUGACUAUAUGUUCGGUGCCAUACCGGAUGAUGAGGAAAAUUCGGACGACGGAGCCGCAGAUGAGAUUGAUGCUAUCAAUGACGAGACUUUUGGAGAUGAUGUGCAUGUGCCCCUCGACAGCGAGUUAGAAGACUACGCAGCUCAGACGGCCUGUCUUCGACUUGACGAUGCAGGACCCUGGGACACUCCUGGUUGUUCUAAAGAGCCAGCACCAGAUGCAUCCAAUGUUCCUCUACCGGACUUUGACGUUUUUGGAACAUCCUCUUUUUCUAGCUUCGGUAGUGAAACAAUGGUUCCUGCAGUAGAACAGCAGAAACCUCCGAGCGGGUUUCCAUUGAUAGGAGGGAUAUCUCAAGCGUUCGACAAUGCCGCGCGAUCAAACGCUUAUAUACAACACCGUUCACCAGUCUUACCUGCAAUGCCUCGUGGUUCUACGUUGGAAGACCUCGAACGAGGGCAUCUGCAACGACCGCCGAACGUAAGCAAGGUUUCGAACAUGAACGCCAUGCCGCCUGUUGCCGUGAAUGUAGCUGACCUUGAGCGUCGAUUCAUUGAGGAAUCUUCAGGAAUGCCACCACCAGCAAAUCAAAUGAUUCCAUCUUGUAGUCCUUCCCCGUUUCCACCUCCAUUGCCAUCACCACACACCCAACUUCCUCCUAGAAUGGCACCCAAUGCGCCUCCUAGUUUCGGAGGAGUUCCACCAAUGCAUAUACCACCCCUUUUGCCCCCGUUCCAUCCUAUGAUGCUUCCAUUCGUACCAUUCUGGCUUGAGCAUCUCGCUGGUCGUGCGCCAUGUCUUCCACCAGGAUGCCCACCAGUUCCUCCUCUUUUACGAAUGUUCUUCGAUACUGUGAAGGAUCCAAUGGUCGUCAUGGAUAUGAUAAGAGCUUCAAACGCAGGAAUGGUGCCUCCUCCAUUUCCAGCGCCGCCACAAACCUUUGACAGACGCUCUCAGUGGCAACGAAAAGCACCUGGAAUGCCGUCUGGGCGCACAAUAGAAGACCUUGCAUUUGACCAGUUCGCAGGCUACAUGUCUUGUAAAGAAAGAGAAUGGCUCGUAAAAAUUCAAAUUCUGCAAUGUCAAGGAACUGGCAACCCGUACGAUGAUGACUACUACUAUACAAGCUGGCGAGAGAAACAGAUUGCGAAAGGAUGGCGACCGAGUAGAGUAGUCACUCCUCAGAUGGCGUCUUCAGAUAAAGUCAAGGAAAGUGAGCGAAGGUUAAGACGUCUGAAUGGCUCGCGAAGUCAUAUCGAUGUGUCGAGAGAACCAAAAGAAAUAGUGCCACUAAACGUCAAAUUCGCUGGCUCCCUUGGCUUACCAUCCAAAUCUUCAACCAGUAAUCCAAGACAUUUGAUCAGCGUUGAACAUAGUUUGGACAAUGCUGAUGAAGAUGCAUCACAACGGGCAGGUAGACAGAGGAAGUUACGAACGCUGCUUCUUCGUCUUGAGUCUGCGUUGGCUUUACUUAUUGAAUGCCAGGACUUACGUGUUCGAAUGCGAAACUGUACCCAAAGCAGUGAAUCGGCCCUGUCAGAGAUUUCGCAUCGUAUCGAUGUCAUAUUCCAAGAUCUUAUGACGGAGGAUCUUGUCAAGAUUUUACAGAUAGGAAAAGGGCGUUCCGUGGUAGCACGAGCGCUUACUGUUGGAACCCCCAGGGAUGUUGCUCGCAUCGUUUUGUCGUUAUUUUCCGUUAUGAGUUUGUGCUCCAAGAGGUGCAUAGAAGACAUUAACUGCGACGUAGUUCCACACAUGUUCACUGGACUAAUGGAGCUGAGCAGGGAACAACUAAUGGCUUUGUCAUCCGCAGUGAACUUUUGUCGAGAUGCUUUCAUCACUCUCUUGUAUGCGUGUGCUAAACGAAAGGCUAUUUCACAAAGUAUCGUUCGGUGGUUAGCUGGUCCACCCGAUGAACUUGAUUUCACUAAUGGCUGGUCCUCUUCAUUGUCCUUAUGGCGGGAGCAGAUACCGGGCUUGCAGGACUCGGAUGUGCAAAUGUUUGCUGAAUGGUUGCUUCUUCUUUGUGACAAUACCCACUAUAAUUCACUUGCCAAAGCUGUUCGUGGGUUCUGGAAUCAGGUCGUCACUACCAAGCGGGCAUACAUGAACCCUCAUGAGCAUUUUGGACGAGCGAAUAUAUUCCGUGCUGCUAUGGCCAGUUAUGUAGGAAUCUAUUUCCUUUUCAAAUGGAACCAGAAGAGAAAGGCUAGAAACCUUCAAGAAUUACAAGCAGCGGAACGUGAGAACGUACUUAACGAUGCUUUGGCUCGCACAGGGCACUAG